Molecule: messenger RNA, 3916 nt
Organism: Daphnia magna
Lineage: Eukaryota; Metazoa; Arthropoda; Branchiopoda; Diplostraca; Daphniidae
Product: relaxin receptor 2
Biological process (GO): G protein-coupled receptor signaling pathway
Cellular component (GO): membrane
Molecular function (GO): protein binding; G protein-coupled receptor activity
Source: RefSeq, a predicted model, not a curated record
CUCCGUUUCCCAAUGUUAGAAAUUGCUAGGCAACUUCAUACGCUAAUAGCAGCAACAGUGGAAAAAACAAAUCUAUCGUCUUGACACGAUGACUUGCAGGAUAGCGUGCGGAGUGUGGCCGUCAGCAAAUUUGAACAAAAGCAAUAAACCCAAAUUGGGAGUCAGUCGAGCGAGUUUGGCCAUCUAGCCAAGGUCCAUAGCGUCAUGCGGUUGAAUGGGGGUGUCCAGCUAAGCUGCUUCGACUUCCCUCCGGACAGUUUUUCUUGUCUGUCUAAGCUGUCUCGUACAUGUGACCGACACGUUGCAAGUGUGUAGAGAGAAAGUACAGGUCCCGAAUGCGACGGAGAUGAUCUCGCUGGAAAAGAUGCAUCGUCUUGAGUGUUAAAAAAAAACAAAGAAGUUUGACCACCCUCUCUCAAUUGUUUUUAGUGGUUCUAAACGACAACACACGUAUCUCUCCCCGGGCAGACAAGAGAAGUCCCGAGAAGGUGUAUUAUGUCGGCAUUACGAACAAAUAUCCAACCACAAGAUUCUUUGCGCUAGCUUCAUCGGACCGGAACUUGGAAAUCGAGUGCCCUCGGCGACUGCGGAAUUUUUUGGGGUCAACGCAACUCUUUUGUCUUUUUCGGCACUUGUUUUAUGUUUCCAGAUAUCCUGCAGUGACAUUGUGGAAGAUAAGUCCGAGACGGUAGUUGUAGAACAAUGAGCUAGAAUAUUUACAAUCCCGCACGGAGGAAGCGGUAGAUGGCGCUUUAACGGGAGUGUAUCGUAUCGUGUGGAGCACGCGCAAAACUCCCCCCGUGGUCCGUUCGUCCUCCCCGCCAAGUGAAUUGAAAUGUUGUAUACAGUGAGAGAACUACAUGCAGAAGAGUUGGAGAAAGUUAUCCGCUAUAGUUGACCGAUCGGAACCCUCUCCGGCCAAGAAGUGAAUCGGCAGCCUGAUCGCAACCACCGUCUUUCUGCUAGUCUUUCACCUAGUUCUAUAUUAAACUUCCAUCAAGGUUUCUCUCCAACCGACGACCUUUACUGCAUUCGUGAUGCGCUGCAUUCUGCUGGGCGGUUUGUGCAUCUUUUGCCUGAUGGUGACCAUUAGCAUCGCCAUCAUCCUCCUAUCUCAGAGUCGGUCCUGUCCGCUGGGAACGUUUCGCUGCCUCGGUAAUGACAGCAUCGGUGAGAUUGGAGUUUGUCUACCCCGUCGUUUGCUGUGCGACGGCCGAUCCGAUUGCCCCGAUAACAGCGACGAGAAUGCUUACAAUUGCUCUGAUAGUCACGGAGAACUACAAUCAUUUAUCAACGGUAAGCCAGCCAAUUCACCCGAAUCCACUACCCCUGCAACCACCAUCUCGCCAUUUGUCAUGGACUGCUGGGCCAAGACCUAUCCGCCCGGAUGCACAUGUCGAUAUCGCACGUGGCUUUUUUGCCUAGAUUUGGAUUUGAUAUCGGUACCUCAAGUGGGAGCCCGCCUUUCCCGACUGGUGUUGAUGAAUAAUUCCAUCAGUCGUUUGUCUGCCAGGGAUCUUGAAAGCUAUGACCUCCAAUUUAUGCGAUUGGGAGACAACCUUCUGGAGAUGAUAGAUGGCAACGCCUUAAACGAACAACGCAACUUGACAAAACUCAUGCUGGGAGGCAACAAACUGCUGGAUCUCCAUGCUAGCACCUUUAAGGGACUGGAACGUUUGCGUUGGCUCCUUUUAGAUCGCAACCAGUUGAGCAACACAAGCAUGGAAGUUUUCCGUCCACUGACAUCGUUAUCCUGGCUGGACAUGUCGCAUAACCAAUUGACUCUGGGUCCGGACAACUUCUUCCCACAAAUGGAAUCGCUGAAGGAUCUUUUUCUGAAUAAUAAUCGGAUUCAGAUAAUUCGAAACAAUACGCUGGCGUCGUUAGUUAACCUACUUCUAUUAGAUUUGAAUCACAAUUUAAUUCGCGAAAUUGAUGAGGAAGCCUUUGUCUGCUUGUCCCAGUUGAAUUUUCUAGAUCUGUCCAAUAACAUGCUGGAGUACGUGCCUGAAAGUUUGUUCCGGUUUCAACAGAACUUGACGCAGCUCCGUCUAGGAUUCAACCCCAUCCAUCAUGUUCCAGCUGGACUUUUUCUUCCUCUUGCCAAUCUUAGAUCACUGCGGCUGCAAGAUAUUAAUAUUCCGGAAAUCAACAAGAAAAUGUUUACCUCUUUGACUCAGCUUGAUUUCGCGUACUUUAAGAACUUCCUCUACUGUUCGUAUGUCACCCACGCCAAGAAAUGUCAACCCCUUUCUGAUGGAGUGUCGUCAUUUCUGGACCUGAUUUCACACAGUGCCCAUCGCGGCUUCCUCUGGAUUAUCGCCAUUUUGACCAUCGUUGGCAAUGCUCUUGUCCUGGGCGGCCGUAACUUGGCCAAAACAGAGAACAGAAUUCUGGCCAUGUUUGUUAAAAACCUGGCAGCGGCAGACAUGUGCAUCGGAAUCUACCUGCUGUGUAUAGGCGAACGAGAUAUCAGCUUCCGCGGCCAGUACAAUCAGCAUGCGCAUCAGUGGAUGAUGUCAUGGCAGUGCACAGUCAUCCGCGUUCUAGCCGUCUCGACAUCCGAGGUAUCGCUGCUGUUGCUGACGUUUAUGUCUGUUGAGCGCUUUGUAUCCAUAUCCCAACCGUUUGGUGAGCGGACCCUCAACUUCCGUGCAGCUUUUAUCAGCACGGCUCUCAUUUGGCUAGUAGGUGGAGCUCUGGCUCUCAUCCCAGUGCUCUAUUGGAGUGAAAUGGGUAGUCAUCACGGCAGCAACGGUCUCUGCUUCCCUCUGCACAUUCAUGAACCGUCAGCUCUCGGCUGGCAGUAUUCUGCCUUUCUCUAUAUCGGCAUCAAUGGCUCAUGCGUCCUAGUGAUAGUAGGCGUGUACACAGCACUUUUCGUCAGCAUCAGACGGACGAGAACAGCCACGCCGCUGGCGCCCAACGAAAUCGAAAUAGCCGUCCGUUUCUUUUUCAUCGUCUUCACCGACUGUCUCUGCUGGAUGCCUACCAUCGUUUUGAAAAUCAUGGCGCUCGCCAAUGUCUACAUUCCGGCAGAUCUCUACGCCUGGCUGGUCGUUUUCAUCUUGCCAGUCAACUCGGCCAUUAAUCCUCUUUUAUAUACGUUCACUACACCGACAUUUCGUGCGGCCGUUCGCGAUUUUUAUCACCGGUUUACUGUUUUACGAUCGGAUUGGACCAGCGGUGCCACCAGCAGCAUCGGUCUCACAACUGUGGGCCGUGGCGUCCGGUCUAGCAUCAGUUUCCGCAACAAUGACUUUAAUCAAUCAUCCGCACAAGCCAAUCAUCAGCCAUCAGUGACGGAGGAAAUCGGUCGACCGCAUAUCGAUAUGGUAUUAUUAGACAUCAGAGCUGAAACAGUUGUCCGUCAGCAAGUGAAAAACAAAUCUCUUUGGAGGAGCGGAACGAAACCUGUCAACCGUUUCAUCGGCGUAGAAUCGCUGUAGGGACGGCUUGAAAGAGCGUUGCUGCCAGUAUACAAUCAAGCCCUUCAACGUUGGUCUGUAAAUAUACGUAAAAUAUUUUUCAGCAGUGUGCAUGCAUGUGCGUGAAAAUUGUAAUACUCCGCCCUCUUCGUGUGUAUUUUGUGGACGAAAUCAGCAGCUAUAAACAUUGAUUUUGCUCGGUUGAAAAACUACCCGCUUUGAACAGUGCUCCGGAUCUCUGUUUCUGUCUCAAUGUCACCGUCAUCACAGAUAUCAUGUACAGUAGUAAUAGUCUAUUAUGUAUUCCAUCAGGGUGGAAUAAUUGAUUGGCUUUUGGCUGAUGACAACAAUCCUCUGGCGACCGCAAGAACGACGUUUGCCAAAUGGAUCCCGAGAGAACACUAACUCUUAUGCGUAUUUUUGUUGGUUUUUUUCCUUCUCUCUCUCUCUCUUUAUUUUGUAUAUAUAUAUAAUUUUUUUUUUUCUUU